Aphanomyces astaci is the source of this 460-nucleotide messenger RNA. RefSeq lists its product as hypothetical. Gene Ontology annotation, biological process: mitochondrial electron transport, ubiquinol to cytochrome c. The record is from RefSeq and is a predicted model, not a curated record. Bases 68 to 331 code for a protein of 87 amino acids. The transcript has a single exon. NCBI's taxonomy places the organism in Eukaryota, Oomycota, Saprolegniomycetes, Saprolegniales, Verrucalvaceae.
GAAUUAUUCGUGCUCAACGAGUGGCCGCUGCACCGUCAGUCAGUACGAAGAAGCAAGCAUUUGAACCAUGGCCAAGGGACACCACCUCGCGCAAGAUGCAUUGAAGACCUGGUGGUCCAAGUACUCCUACGAGUCCGGCCGCGUUGUGCGCCAAUUGAGUCCGUUUGAGCAACGCCCCGUGGACUACCUCAUCCGCACCGCCCCCGAAAAGGCGCUCCGCAAGGUGCAAGAGAACUUCUUCCCCCUCGUGCCCAGCUUCUUGUUGUUGUGGGGCACCGUCGCGUGGGCUGUCGACGAAAACGACCGCCACCACCGCGAACACUGGAGCUAAACUGUGUGUCCCUGCCUGUGCAGACCCACAUGAAUUGCCCCCUGAUUAGACAGCAAGUAACACGACAGGUUUGCCCGCUGUGGAUGUUGAUUAACUCUCUCGAAUACAGUGCAGUCCUUCCUAUCGCCA